GUGGAUUUAUACUUUAAGGGUAUCCUACGCUCUUCUAAGGAUGACAAUGUCAAAACUUUUGAUGGUAAUUCCAUGUUUGGAGAUGUUCCUAAUAACUUGGAAAAGAGUCCAAUGAUCACGAAUCAGGAACUGGAUUAUUAUGUUACGCAAUAUAAGGCCAGAGGAUUUCAUGGAGCACUAAAUUACUAUAAAACCAGAAAAGUGAACUUUCAAGAUGAGAAAGGUGCUAGAAAGCAAAUACAUCAUCCUGCUCUUAUGAUUACUCUUGGCGGAGAUAUCUUUCUUCCUCCCUCAAUCACCACGAAUAUGCACAAGUAUUGUAAAGACUUAACGAUAAGUAAUAUUGAAGAUUGUUCUCAUUGGGUUAUGGUUGAACGAACCCAAAAACUUCACGAUAUAAUUGAACCAUUUUUGGAUAGCAUACCACAAAAGGAAAUUCAGAAUACCGAAAAGGGGUCAAGUAAAGCAAAAUCUACAUUUAAAGCUAAAUUUUAA
Messenger RNA from Funneliformis caledonium, 495 nucleotides. NCBI's taxonomy places the organism in Eukaryota, Fungi, Glomeromycota, Glomeromycetes, Glomerales, Glomeraceae. The record is from the annotation of a GenBank genome assembly.